AUGGAUCUCUUACAAACAGUGCGCAAGGAAGGAAGUCGCGGUGGACGCGCCGAGUUCAAAUGGGAAGAUGUCAAGCAGGAUACUCAGCGCGAAAACUAUCUCGGCCAUUCCCUGAUGGCGCCGGUUGGUCGCUGGCAGCAAGGCCGUGAUCUAAACUGGUACGCCAAAGGCGAUGCUGAUGGCGAAACGGAAAAAUCCGCGGCGGAGAAGCUCGCCGAAGAGAAACGAAAAAUCAAAGAAGCCGAAGAAGACGCCAUGCUGCGCGCCAUGGGUCUACCGGUCCCUGAUAGGGCUUCCACCAACGCCAAUCUGACCCCCUUGGGCGCAAAAGCACACGACGCCGAGGUCGAGAAAGCGCUAGAAGGAAAGGCAGAGGAUGGCGACAAGGAAGAGCGGGUUACAGAGAAGAAAGAGCGAUCGCGAAGACACAGAGACUAUGACGAUAAGAGCCGGAGGAGACGACAUAGGUCGAGAAGUCGAUCAAGAGACCGCCGUGAGAGGUAUCGGGAUAGAUCUCGUUCGCGUGAGAGAAGGAGGGACAGGGGAAGGGAUGACGAUCGCGAGCGACAUAGACGGAGAUCGAGAAGUCGUGAGUACAAGCGUCGAGACGACCGUUACGACCGAUCAAGACGAGAUGACCGCCGCCGCUCACGCUCGCGUUCGAGAGACUACGACCGAAGACGCCGUAGCAUGUCACCAUAUCAAAAGCGCGAAAGGAGACAAUCAUAA
Molecule: messenger RNA, 729 nt
Organism: Periconia digitata
Lineage: Eukaryota; Fungi; Ascomycota; Dothideomycetes; Pleosporales; Periconiaceae
Source: the annotation of a GenBank genome assembly